AUGGCGCCCUCCCGAAGGGGCCGUACUUCGCUCACACAGGGUCUCGAUCGUGAAGUUCACCAAGUCAUCCGCAACGUGAUUGACCAGCGCUCCGCUUUCGCCGAGGACGCUUUUGUUCCGACUUUUGCCAACAUCUACGAUGAGAUCAAGCGCUCCAACUCUAGCUUGAACAGGAAGCCAAAGAAGCUCCUGGAGGACUCCAUAGAGCGCGUCUUGGACGUUAUACGGCAGGAUCUUGCAGAAACAGAUUCGGAAGCAGAACUGGAACAGCAGCAGCAACGCCUUCCUUUGACGCCUGGUCCGCCUAAUAAGGCGUCAAAUGCCAUGAACAAAUCUAUCGUCGCCAAAUGGAGUGCUGCCCCUGCCACCAACGGCAUGACUACCCCGACCACCGAAACCAUGGCCGAGGAGACCUCUACGAAAAAUGCGCAAGAACCGCCGCGUAAGAAGCGAAAACGAGCGCCAGAAAUCAACCUCAGUCCGCCCACGAACAUCAGCCUGGCAAACCUAGGUGGCGUUGAUACUAUCGUCGAGCAGUUCCAAGACCUCCUCACAAUCCCCCUGAUGUGCCCGACGAUAUCCAUGGUCCAGUCAGUGCGAGGGAUUUUGAUCCACGGCCCGCCAGGCUGCGGCAAGACGACAAUAGCCAAUGCCAUCGCGGCAGAAUACGGUGUUAACUUCAUCAACAUAUCAGCACCGUCGCUUGUUAGUGGCAUGUCUGGCGAAUCCGAGAAGGCUCUCAGGGAGUGCUUCGAACAAGCUAAGCAGGCUGCGCCAUGUCUACUAUUUCUAGACGAGAUUGACGCGAUAACACCCAAGCGAGAGUCUGCGUCGCGGGAAAUGGAGAAGCGGAUAGUGGCUCAAUUGGCAACCUUGAUGGAUGGACUGGACCCAGCACUCAACGAAGGCAAGACUGUGGUGGUCCUUGCUGCUACGAACAGACCUGAUGCUCUAGACCCCGCGUUGCGGCGUGGUGGCCGCUUCGAUAAAGAAAUCCACAUGAAUGUGCCUAGCGAGGACAUGCGGCAUCAGAUCCUACGGGCACUGACAAGCAAGCUAGCACUAGCAGAUGACGUCGACCUCCAGAUCAUGGCCAGGCGAACUCCAGGGUAUGUUGGUGCCGAUUUGAAGGACUUGGUGUCAACAGCCAACAACCUUGCCAUCAAGCGCUUUCAGGCAACGCUCGCUCAGGAUGCCGCCGAUACAGCAGUCGUGGAGGCCUCUGCGAUGCAGCUAGAUACAAAUGGAACCUCGGAAAACGAGAAUGACAGAGCUGGGGAGAACUUUGCGGCGUCAACACAGGCGCACGAUGAAGAGCUCAGUCCGGCAACCAUCGCUCUACGCAAUAUGCUGAAGUUUCUUCGACAGCACCCUCCCGAGCAGACCACAAUCACCAUAACCCAAACCGACUUCCUCACCGGCCUCCCCCGUGUCUCCCCCUCCGCCCUCCGCGAAGGCUUCGCUACCGUCCCUCACACAACCUUCGCCCAAAUCGGCGGCCUGACCCCCAUAAUCGCCACCCUCACCGAAUCCAUCAUCGGGCCAAUCCUCAACCCGGCAAUGUACACCACCAUGAACAUCUCCAUGAGUUCCGGCGCCCUCCUCUUCGGCCCGCCCGGCUGUGGCAAGACCCUUCUCGCAAGGGCCAUCGCUAACGCGAGCCACGCGAACUUCAUCGCCGUCAAAGGCCCGGAACUACUCAAUAAAUACGUCGGAGAGUCGGAGCGGGCUGUAAGGAGUGUCUUUCAGCGCGCGCGCUCGAGUGUGCCAUGUUUAAUCUUUUUCGACGAACUAGACGGCGUGGUUCCUCCCAGGGCGGACUCUAGCGAAGCGAGUGCUCGCGUUGUUAACACUCUUUUGACGGAACUUGAUGGGGUGAGUGGGGACAAAGCUGGUAUCUUCGUACUGGGCGCGACAAAUCGGCCGAAUAUCAUCGACCAGGCUGUGCUACGGCCCGGGCGGCUCGAUAGCUUGGUGUAUGUGGGCAUGCCGGAUGGCAAGGGCAGGAAGGAGAUCUUGCAGGCGCAGACGAAGGAUAUGCCGGGAAUGGCGUGGAAUGAGCGGAUGGAUCGACUGGUGGGCUACGUGGAAAAUGGCCAACAGGGCGGGCUCUGUCCAUGUGACGGGUUCAGCGGUGCAGAUAUGGCACAUCUCAAAAAUAAAGCAGGCAUGGUCGCCAUUAGACGCGCCAGAGCCAAGGCGGGCCCUGGCAAGGAACCUGACAGACACGCGUUGAAAGUCGCCACCGAGGACUUCGAGGUUGCCGUGUCCGAAAUAGGAAGGAGUGUACGCGAGUCGGAUCUCAAAAUGUACGAGAAAUUACGAAAGGAAUGGGAAAAAAUCCCAGGGGCCGCCCUGAUCGCCUCUUGA
This is a messenger RNA of Cyphellophora attinorum, 2370 nucleotides long. Its product is annotated as putative AAA domain-containing protein. Gene Ontology annotation, biological process: ribosome biogenesis. NCBI's taxonomy places the organism in Eukaryota, Fungi, Ascomycota, Eurotiomycetes, Chaetothyriales, Cyphellophoraceae. Gene Ontology annotation, molecular function: ATP hydrolysis activity; ATP binding; preribosome binding. The coding region runs from base 1 to 2370 and encodes 789 amino acids. The transcript has a single exon. The record is from RefSeq and is a predicted model, not a curated record. Gene Ontology annotation, cellular component: nucleus.